Messenger RNA from Centruroides sculpturatus (bark scorpion), 1000 nucleotides. Its product is annotated as tripartite motif-containing protein 2-like. The record is from RefSeq and is a predicted model, not a curated record. NCBI's taxonomy places the organism in Eukaryota, Metazoa, Arthropoda, Arachnida, Scorpiones, Buthidae. The annotation marks the transcript as partial. The transcript is spliced from 5 exons. Gene Ontology annotation, molecular function: protein binding.
AUGAUUAUCUUACUCUUAAAGCCAAUCUUCUAUCUACGGUAGGAGUACGAGAUGGCGUCGAGCUUCACUUUCCCAUUGGAGUAGCUGUAAAUCAUAAUAACGACACCAUUAUAUGUGAUACUGGGCAUCAUAUAAUAUGGAUUGUAAAUGGAGACGGAAAACUCAAACAGAAAAUUCAGCAAAAGAAAAAAGGAGAACAUUUCUUCAGGCCUUCAGCAGUAGUAGUUAUGGAAGAUGAUAGUUUUGUCAUAAAGGAUAGUAUAGGACUUCAUUUAUAUAAUAAAGAUGGCAUUUUUAUAAGAAGUAUUGGCGAAACAGUACUCCAUAGGCCUUUUGGUCUUGCAAUUACAGAAGACCAGAAGUUGAUAACAUUAAACGAGACACGGAAAUCUGAUCUCUUUGUUUUCAACAAAGAUGGCGGUGUAGAAAACCGUAAUUUAUACGAACCAUUAAUUAAGCGACAUGAAAAAUCGAAAUGUCGAUUUUUGGCGUAUUACUCUAAUGAAGUCGUCGUAUCUGAUUUAGGUUUAAGUAUGAUGUAUAAAACUACUGUGGAUGGUAAAUUGAUCAAAACCUUCGGCACUUUUGGAAAUAUUGAGGGAACCAUGAACGAACCAUCUGGCAUCGCUUUGGAUCCGACAGGAACCAUGCUUAUUGGCGAUAGCAGAAACGAUCGUAUACAGGUCUUUGAUUGGGAAGGUGAAUAUAUGGGUAAAGUGACUUUCUCUCAUCCCAUUCGAAGACCGUCUGACAUAACUUUGACUAAAGAUGGACGUCUGUACGUUCUUAAUUACUUGAAUCAUCACUUAGCAAUUUAUGCUCUUAAAAUAGAGUAAUUUUCAAAUCUGUUCUUCACAGAUUAAUCAUUGUGAAUUUUAAGUAUUGAACAUAUUAAAUUGAAUUCAUACUGUUUAUCAGAUUUUGAAUUCUUUUUCAUAUUGUAUUCUUUAAGUUUCUUACAAUGUAAUGUACAUGUAUUGCAUUUAAUUUCAUAAAUUAA